CCACGCCGAUACCACAGAUCAGAUGUUAAUAAAAUAUUUUCCAGUGCAAUGAUUGUGAGAAAGUGGGAAACCUGUCAUGAGAAUCUCCCAUCUGCUUAUGUUAUUGCUUGCUGAAUUUGUUCGGGGACGUGAAGAAGGGGCUGGACCUGUCCCCUGUUUUCCCAAAUGUGCCUUAUCUGAGGAAGGUCGACGUCUGUGUGAGACACUUUUGACAUUGAAACCAUGCGUCGAUCGCAUCAAACAACAGGGAUCGGAUGGAACAACCAUGUGUAGCUGCCAGUGGACAAACGUGUUGAGCCACCCCGGAUACAGUCACCUGCUAGAUAAUUCAGAGUGUCUCCAGUACUCUCUUAGCACGUGUGAAACCAACACACGCCAAUCCAUAGACACGACAGGAAGUGAAUACCCCAUUAGCGAGUUUCUGCCGGAAAUACAAAAGGAGAAUUCUAGGAUCGAAAAAAUAACGGACGAGUCAAAGAAACGGGACGCCAAAAUUAAGCUGUUAAAUGCCGUACAUGACAUCAUAGAACUGAUCAGACAGCUCGAAGCAAGCAAAAAAGGAAAACUUUCUGACAGUACAGGACAACCUGGAUCCACUAAUUUGAGUUUGAAUCUAGACAAGAUUUUAUCAGGAGAAUGGAGAACGCUUCCGGUAACUACCAAAAAGAGUUUGUUUACACAGCCUUCGACGAAGAUGCAUCCCCUGAAGGACGACAAGAGGUUCCACAUCGCUGCGUUUUCAGUUCUAGUUCUGUUACUCCUGGUCGUCACUGUAUUAUGUUUGGUAGCAAAGAUCAAGACUGACCGGACCGGGGUGAAUCUGGAUAUAAAGGGCGAUCUUGACCUCGACUAUCGCAGUGCGCCUCGUACGUCCUUUGGCACAUUGUUAGAAAAACUUCGUCUUCGCUCCAAGGAAAAAGCCACGGAGAAUGCGAAAAGAGGACAGUCUACCGGAAGCGCGAAGUAUCAAUCUAUGAUGACGAAGCCUCCUAUGACGGUACCAUCGAAAGGUUCUGUUGGAAGAAGAAACUCUAAUACGAGUUUGAAUAGUGUUGCGGGCCAAAGGUCCGAUAGUUGUACAAUGAUUUCUGGACUGACGCAUGGAAACACGAGUGGAAGUGACGUAGAAAUAGACAAUGAGUUCCGGAUGUUCAGAACAAAUUUCAAAAAAGAUUUCAAAUCUUUAUUGAACGUUGAUAAAGAUUAACAAGAAAGUCAUUAGAAAAAUUAUCAUAAGUCAUUUAUUUAUUUUGUUUUUUUUGAAAUUUACUAGAAUAGCAUAGCAAUAUAUAUAUGUUGUUUGACUUCAAAACUAUCUUUUUUAUCUUGCAUUAUUAAAAUUGUACAAAAUUUGUGUUUUAAGUUAAGUUUAUCUGCCGAUUCAGGAUCUGUAUGAUCCUCUACACCAGAUUCAAUUAUGUUUAAAAAAUCAAACAUGUACACCUAUAUGAAAGUUCGGCUAAAGACAUCACAUUUAUUUGAACAAAAUAUGUAAGCUCUGUAAAUAUAUUUUCACUUCUUAAUCAAUCCAGUAUUUUUCGAGUCUGUUUCUAAAUGUAUAUAUGUAGGAUCUUACACGAGUUUCCAUUUCUUAUGAGAUUUAUGAAACGAG
Messenger RNA from Mizuhopecten yessoensis (Yesso scallop), 1612 nucleotides. RefSeq lists its product as uncharacterized. Bases 77 to 1207 code for a protein of 376 amino acids. The record is from RefSeq and is a predicted model, not a curated record. The transcript has 10 exons. Lineage: Eukaryota; Metazoa; Mollusca; Bivalvia; Pectinida; Pectinidae.